Messenger RNA from Solanum lycopersicum (tomato), 822 nucleotides. RefSeq lists its product as uncharacterized. The record is from RefSeq and is a predicted model, not a curated record. NCBI's taxonomy places the organism in Eukaryota, Viridiplantae, Streptophyta, Magnoliopsida, Solanales, Solanaceae.
AUGGGUUGUAAGGUAAGAUAUUGGAAGAUUUAUAAGGGCAUGGAUCAUGCUAAGUCUAAUGUUAGGGGAACACAUGAGCACGAAUAUGCAGUUCUUAGUGCGUACCGGUAUAUGCUUGAAGUUCCGAAUCGAGGAAGCAAGAUGGCAUUGUCACUCGAUGAAAAUGGGAGGUUCCAGUACUUCUUUGUAUCAUAUGCUGCUUGGAUAAUUGGUUUUCAAGAAAUGAGAAAAGUAAUAGCCGUUGAUGUUACAUUUAUAUGGAGAAAGUAUGGAGGAGUUCUACUAUCGGCAGUGGCACAAGUUGCCAAGAAUAAUAUAUUUCCAUUGGCUUUCUGUGUCGUGGACAAGGAAUGUGAUGCCUCAUAUGAAUAUUUCUUUCAAAAUAUGAGAAGCUUUCUAGAUGAUACAGAUGAGUUGUGCAUUAUCUCUGAUAGGCAUCCAAGUAUUCGAAAGAUGGUUUUGAGAAUCUACCCUGUAUCUCACUAUGAUUGUUGCAUGAGACACCUUGGGGAAAAUAUUCGAAAUAACUUUCACAAUUCAAAGGCAGUGUCCCAUUUUUAUAAAUUAGCAAAGGCGUGCGAUAUAAGUGAGUUCAAUGGUCAUUUCAAUAAAAUAAGAGAUUUGGUACCAAAGUCCGCUGAAACUCUUGAAUGUAUUGGAAUUCACACAUGGAGUAGGGAAUUUUGCCCGGGAAAUAGAUAUAAUAUUAUGACGUCAAAUAUUACAGAAUCGGUAAAUGCUAUGUUUGAUGUUGAAAGAGAAUUUCCCAUUGUCGCUCUAUUUGAUGAAAUAAACAGGAGAUUUGCAUUGUUAUUUCACUAG